UCGCCCGGAAGUGCCCGCAGGUCGGACGUGGAGCUGGCGGGGCCCGGCGCUCGGUAGCGCAGCAGGCAAGGUGGGUGCCAUGGCCCUGAUUGAAGGGGUGGGUGAUGAGGUGACCAUCCUUUUUGCGGUGCUGGCCUGCCUCCUGGUGCUGGCCCUUGCCUGGGUCUCAACACACACCACCGCCGAGAGGGCUGACCCACUACCCCAGCCAUCAGGGACCCCACCUCCACCACAGCCCAGCAAAGCCGAGACAGCCACUGAGAACCUCAGAAGAGCAGCUCCUGGAGCCGAGGCCCCCAGCCUGAGACACCGAGGGCAAGGUGGACAGCCAGAGCCCAACACAGGCUCCCCUGAGACAGCACAGCCACCAGACCCCCCUCAGGAGCCCCUGAUGCUUCGGCUGAAAUUCCUCAAUGAUUCCGAGCAGGUGGCCAGGGCCUGGCCCCAGGACACCAUCGGCUCAUUAAAAAGGACCCAGUUUCCUGGCCGGGAGCAACAGGUGCGUCUCAUCUACCAAGGGCAACUUCUUGCAGACGAUUCCCAAACCCUGGGCAGCCUUCACUUGCCCCCCAACUGCGUUCUCCACUGUCAUGUGUCCACACGGGUCAGCCCCCCGCAUCCCCCGUGCCCACCGGGGUCGGAGCCAGGCCCCUCAGGGCUGGAAAUAGGCAGCCUGCUGAUGCCCUUGCUGCUUCUGCUGCUGCUGCUGCUCUGGUACUGCCAGAUCCAGUAUCGGCCCUACUUCCCCCAGACCGCCACGCUGGGCUUAGCCGGUUUCACCCUGUUCUUCAGUCUCCUGGCCUUUGCCAUAUACUGGCCGUAGGGCUUCCGCGGGCACUUGGCAAUGCUGCCAGCCCCUCUGGGACGCGCACCAGUGGGAGCUGCUGCCUGCCCAGGCCGGCCUCGCCUCCCUGCCCUUUCUGCCUGGCCUGGAGGCCCGACCCACACCGACAAGGACUCCGGAGGCUGGUGGAGGCCCGUCCCUGUGACCUCCAUGGUGCUGAGCCCACUGCUGGAACUGCUGGCCCUCGGCCCCCGCUGACAGUGGGCCCUUCCAAGCCGGACAGCUGCUGUUGCCCCCUAAACUUUGGGCAGGCUCGAGCAACGUCCCUGGGCCCGUCUUAACGCUCUGCCUGAGAAGCUGGCAACCUGUGGCCCCGACGAAGACUCCUUGGGCUGACCUGGGGACCCACGGACUGGGAGCCUUGUGGGGAGGGCAGAGAGGGUUCUCCGGAACACGUGCAGAUUAAAAAACUGUGAAGUUUUCA
Molecule: messenger RNA, 1268 nt
Organism: Echinops telfairi (small Madagascar hedgehog)
Lineage: Eukaryota; Metazoa; Chordata; Mammalia; Afrosoricida; Tenrecidae
Gene: TMUB1
Product: transmembrane and ubiquitin like domain containing 1
Exons: 3
Coding region: 80-823 (247 amino acids)
Molecular function (GO): protein binding
Source: RefSeq, a predicted model, not a curated record